This is a messenger RNA of Spirodela intermedia, 159 nucleotides long. Lineage: Eukaryota; Viridiplantae; Streptophyta; Magnoliopsida; Alismatales; Araceae. The record is from the annotation of a GenBank genome assembly.
AUGCACAGGGAGCUCACAGUUGCACUGUUUAACACCCUCGAGUUUAGUUGUUUGUCGAUGGAAGUCCCCGUCCCCGUCCCCGUUCGCCUAAUCGUCAUCGUUUACAAGAUCGAACCGCUCUUCUUAUCGUCAUCCCAUCUCCCCUUCUUCUUCGCAUGA